AUGACCAUAUCUACGAAAUGCCAUGUUAAAGUGACGAGAAUGAACAAACCCAAGAUGGCCUCAGAGAAGGGUGUUCCCAGUAACUCCAGAGUGCAGAUCCUGCUGGCCCAGCUGGAGAAGAUUACCGUCGACCCCGUGGGGCGGGAUCCUGAGACGGCGCGGCAGGUCACUUCCAAGCUCCUCCAUCUCAUACAGACGCAGGAGAAGACAUCAAAGGAGGUGAUGAUGACCAAAGGCACAAGCGGCAUGGAGGUCAUCCUUUCUUCACUGGAGAGCACCCGGGACAUCCAGACCAUCCUGAACAUCCUGUGCAUACUCAGUGAGCUGCUGACCCUGGGUGAGUAUAGAGGUAAAGGGCGCAGGGUAGGGGUCUUCGUAUCAAAGGGAGGAACAGCAGUGCUACUCCGCAUUCUAAUCAGCGCCAGCAAAGAAUAUCACCCCAACGAGGAGCUCAUGUUGCAUCUUCAUUCUUUACUGGCGAAGGUGGGCCCAAAAGACAGGAAGUUGGGUGUGAAGGCACGUCUGACUGGCGCUCUGAAUAUUACAAUAAACCUGAUCAAGAAGAACCUUCAAAAUGUCAAGCUGCUCCUGCCCUGCUUGCAAGUUCUUAGGGUUUACUCAACCAACAUGGUGAACGCCAUAUCUUUGGGCAAACACGGAGCGAUUGAGCUGAUAUUCAAGAUUGUUGCACCGUACAGCAAGAAGAACACUAGCCUGAUCAAGGUCGCUGUAGAUGCACUCGUUGCUCUCCUCAAAUCCAAGACAAAUGCUCGGCAUGCAGUGGAGGGCGGCUACGUUCCCACGUUGCUCGCUCUCUACCUGGACUGGCACCGCAACGACACGUGGCAUCGUCACACAGUGAUCCGCAAGGGGCUGCUGGGCUGUCUGCGUAACGUCACAAACAUAAAGCUGGGCAGACGGGCAUUCACCAAGGCGGACGGCAUGCGAAUUCUGUACAACUCUUCCUGUGAGUGUCUCUCGCUGCGUGCCCUGGAUCCUCUUGUGAACGCCUCGAGUCUCAUCAUGAGGAAGUGCUUCCCCAAAAACCGCCUGCCUCUCCCUUCCAUCAAGUCAGCCUUCCAAUACCAGCUGGAGCACGUGCUGCCUUCAGGGUCGGUCGCACAUCUCUGCAGCCAAAACCCAGGAGGAAGAACACACGCUCAGCUCUGUAGCGAGCCCUUAAAGAAGGUGGACGACGUGGUGGAUGACAGUGAUGAUAACGAGGACACCGAGGCAGACACAGAGAACGAUACAGAGAAUGAAGAUGAUGAUAAGGAUUGCCGCUCCCUGAACGACGACAUUGAAAAGGAUAUGAACAAGCUACACCCCCAAAAAAUACCGAGCCGACCUUUCGAAGAGUUAAAAGUCUAUGAAAAGUUCUUUGUCGAGCUGUCUGAAGACUUCCAGGAUUACAACUUUGAAUCCUCUACCACAUCUUCAUCGGCUAACUCCGAUGAGCCCAUCGUUGUGCCCACAUCUGAGGCGCCGUCCCGGAAUCAUGUCUCUGCUCAGGAUGCGAGCAGCACCUCUGCUCCUGAGCUCACCAUUUCUCCUCUACAGCUGGACACCAGCGACUUUGCCCAGGAAAUCAACAAAAAGGACGAGGCACAUUAUCAAAAAGUAGAGCACGAUCUCUCACAGGCGUCAGAACAUGUCUCCCUAAAUCCGGAUGAGAUGGGAGUCAAACAAAAAGGACCUCCCAUCAGUGCACAGAAGUCCAUGCAGUCUCCUUUGCUUUUGGAGGGCAUUGCCAUUCGCUGUUUAGCUGCGGCAGCAGCAGGUGGAGGAGGAGGAUCAGACUGCGGCUCGGAGGGUGCCGAGGAAGAAGGUGGUGAAGGAGCCGUCCUGGAGGUGCCCGACACAGCUCAGCUUCUCCCACUCCAUGACUUGGACCUUUACGUAGACAUGGUGAAGGGGACACAGUCUGUGCCUCACUACACCGAGGUGGCCUAUCCGGACUACUUUGGGCAUGUGGCCCCUACCUAUAGGGAGCCCCUUUUGGAAAGAUUGUAUGGGGUACAGAGGUCUAAGAUAUUCCAGGAUAUUGAGAGGUUGAUUCACCCCAACGACAUCCUGGAUAAGGUUGUUUACGACCUCGACAUUUCCAGCUGUCCUGUGAUUGAAAGUAAUGGCGAGUCGUUGAGGUUCAACUCUCAGUUUGAGUCCGGCAAUCUCAGGAAAGCCAUUCAGAUCAGGAAGUAUGAGUACGACCUGAUUCUGAACUCGGACAUCAACAGCAACCAUCACCAUCAGUGGUUCUACUUUGAAGUGAGCGGCAUGCGCGUAGGAGCCACGUACCGUUUCAACAUCAUCAACUGUGAAAAGUCUAACAGCCAGUUCAACUAUGGCAUGCAGGCGCUGAUGUACUCGGUUCAGGAGGCCAUCAAUGGCAGGCCUCGCUGGGUCAGAACAGGAACAGACGUCUGUUACUAUAAGAACCAUUUUGCUAGGAGUUCCACCGCAACUGGUGGUCAGAAAGGGAAAUCCUACUACACAAUGACUUUCAGCACCAUCUUCAGCCACAAGGAUGACGUCUGCUAUUUUUCCUAUCACUACCCUUACACGUAUUCCUCGUUGAAGAUGCACUUGUCAAAGUUAGAGGCUAUGAAGGCGCCUGGAAUUUACCUGAGACAGGACGUCCUGUGCGAGACGCUGGGGGGAAACAGCUGCCCGCUCCUCACCAUCACCGCCAUGCCAGAGUCGAACUCUAGUGAUCACAUCUGCCAAUUUCGAAAUCGUCCAUUGAUCUUUCUGUCAGCCAGAGUGCACCCUGGGGAAACCAAUGCCAGCUGGGUGAUGAAAGGCACACUGGAGUUCCUGAUGGGCACCAGCCUGUUGGCGACCACGCUGAGAGAGGCUUACAUCUUCAAGAUUGUGCCCAUGCUGAACCCUGACGGUGUCAUCAACGGAAAUCAUCGUUGUUCUCUGAGCGGGGAAGAUUUGAAUCGCCAAUGGCAGCUUCCCAACCCCGAGCUGCACCCAACCAUCUACCACACCAAGGGCCUGCUGCAAUACCUCGCACACAUUCAACGAGCACCACUGGUUUUCUGUGACUACCAUGGUCAUUCCAGAAAGAAGAAUGUCUUUAUGUAUGGCUGUAGUGUAAAGGAAACAAUAUGGCAGUCAAACAUCAAUGCCGCAUCCAGUGAUCUACAAGAGGACCUCGCAUACAGGGCCCUUCCAAAGAUCCUCUCCCAGAUCGCGCCAGCCUUCAGCAUGGCCAGCUGUAGUUUUGUGGUUGAGCGCUCCAAAGAGUCAACUGCGCGUGUGGUUGUUUGGCGGGAGAUCGGCGUGCAGCGCAGCUACACCAUGGAGAGCACUGUCUGUGGAUGUGACCAGGGCAAAUAUAAGGGUUUUCAGAUUGGCACCAAGGAGCUGGAGGAGAUGGGAGCUCAGUUCUGUGUGGCCCUGCUAAGGCUGAAGAGGAUGACGGGGCUGCACAACCACCAGUAUCUGUUGGAUCUGGAGACUGACCUCAUCGGGACGCAGCCGAAAGUAGUCAGCAGCUGCCCGACUACCUACGUGAUGGAUGAGGAUGAGCCGUCCUUCCUGGAGGCGGUGGAUUACAGUGCCGAGAGCAACGACGAGGAUACCGAGGUGGACCUCGAGGCCAGUGGCGCCACCGACGCCAAUGCCGGCCAAGUCCCCGCGCGGCAGUCAGACUCCGAGAGCAAUCAUGAUGCUUGGAAAUCUGAGCCUGUCACCAGCAGCCAAUGA
Molecule: messenger RNA, 3717 nt
Organism: Nerophis lumbriciformis (worm pipefish)
Lineage: Eukaryota; Metazoa; Chordata; Actinopteri; Syngnathiformes; Syngnathidae
Source: RefSeq, a predicted model, not a curated record